Perkinsus marinus ATCC 50983 is the source of this 1146-nucleotide messenger RNA. RefSeq lists its product as hypothetical. The transcript is spliced from 7 exons. The record is from RefSeq and is a predicted model, not a curated record. NCBI's taxonomy places the organism in Eukaryota, Perkinsozoa, Perkinsida, Perkinsidae. Bases 1 to 1146 code for a protein of 381 amino acids.
AUGGCCUACGACACAUUAUCUGAUCCUAGAAAGAAAGUGAAGUUUGACCAGGCUUAUUUCUAUGCAAGACAUUCUGCUCCUCGCAAUUUCAAACGAAUACCACGCGUAAGUCCUCCGUCCGAAGACAUCACAUUAGAUGGCGACUUGGAGGGUAUGAGUAUCACUAAGCUGAAGUGUAUAGCUAAGGCUAGAGGGGUCGAUAUUGCGACAUGCAUUGAGAAGAUUGAUAUCAUUACUGCUUUGAAGAAGGGAUUAGAGGCACCAGCCGCUACAGAGGUGAAGAAUGAUAAGGCCCCAGGAGCUACGGAGCAGCCGAAGUCACCAACGAAGACGGCGAGUCGAGUCGCACCAAAACUCCCUGAGAAUAAUGAUAUUGGGAGUCGUCAAGCAGCAUAUGAGCAGCAGAUAGCGUCCCAUGUGGCAGAGGUGGCACUUUCUAACGGUAGCCUUGCAGCUUCGACGGCUCUCGUUGAGAGGCGGUAUCAGGAGUUGAUAAAAAAACUGUCGGAAUCAACGGAGGAGGGCGUGGAUGAGGAGCAUAAGGGGUCUACUGGGGAGAAGGAGGCCCGGAAGAUGAAUGUGAAUCGCCUUGCUGGGUUCAAGGAUACGUAUGGUGGUGCUCCAUCGUUUAGCAGUGGUAUUCCCUGUAGUGGUAAAAGUUGGUCGGACUUACUACCCCCUCGAGCCGCUCGACGUGUUGCUCAAUCGCAGCCAGAGGGGAACCCGGAAAAAGGGAAGCCUGAUUCGCAUGGUGAGGGUCAGCGUACGGGCUCGGAAACUGUUGCUCAUCCGAAGACACCGGAUAAGGUCGUCGAGGGAUCAGUGAAGCACACUGAGGUGUCACAAUGUGGCGAUGAGUCGGUUAAGUUGGAGAAAACGUGUGAGGAUAGUUCCCGUCCGGCGCGACGAUCUGUGACGGUUAAGAUUCCAGAGAUGUGGAGGAAGGGACGUCGGGUGCAGUUUGAUACCAAUUUUGGAGUUGUCCGAUUCACCCCACCCGACAACAGCAGUCCGGGGGAUCUGAUGACUUUCGAUCCAUCGACUCGGAUGGUUCGCAAACGGCAGCCUCUGGCAGCGCGGAAACCCUCAGAAGGGGAUCCUAAAGUUAUUUGGGAAAAUGGGAAAGAAUUUGUUUUACUGGACUAG